Prunus avium (sweet cherry) is the source of this 3595-nucleotide messenger RNA. Its product is annotated as Leucine-rich repeat transmembrane protein kinase family protein. Gene Ontology annotation, molecular function: protein kinase activity; receptor serine/threonine kinase binding; ATP binding. Lineage: Eukaryota; Viridiplantae; Streptophyta; Magnoliopsida; Rosales; Rosaceae. Gene Ontology annotation, biological process: protein phosphorylation. The record is from RefSeq and is a predicted model, not a curated record.
AGAAAGAACACUUAGACUGCAUGAGAGAGAGAGAGAGAGAGAGAGGGGUAUGACCACAUUCUCCAUCCCAUGUUUGGUGUCGGAGAAACUUCCAAUAAGUCCAAAGCUUUCCCCGUCAUUACUUGCAGUUAACAGCUAUUGCAGUGCCCAAGAUCUCACGAGCCCUUCAAAAAAACUAUUAUUAGAAACUCAUCAAUCCACCAAUUCAAUUAUUGUUUAUUUAUAAACCAACACAUAUGCAUUAGCCAAUCUUGUUUCCACUACACCCUCCCACCUUCUCUGUAUUAGUUUUCAGAGAGUGAAAAUGGUGGAAAGUCAGAGAGAUUAAGCCAACUAACAAAACCCAACAAGCAUUGCAAGAUGCAUUUGAAAACCCAGUUCUUGAUUUUCUUCUUUUUGUGUUGUUUCAUUGGUUGUUCUUCAUUUGGUUUUGCUGCUGUGCCUAAUGAUGAAGUGUUUGCGUUGCUUUCAAUAAAAGCUGGUCUGAUUGAUCCACUAAACAGCCUCAAAGAUUGGAAGUUGCCAGAAAACGUGGCUAAGUAUGAAGCAACUCACUGUAAUUGGACUGGCGUGUGGUGCAACUCUGAGAGGCAUGUUGAGAGGCUUGAUCUCUCUCACAUGAAUCUCAGUGGCCCUGUAUCAGAUGACAUCCAAUGGCUCAAAGGUCUCACUUCUCUCAACUUGUGCUGCAGUGCGUUUUCUUCAUCUUUGCCAAAAUCCAUGGCAAAUCUCACAGCAUUGAAGAGCCUUGAUGUCAGUCAGAAUUCACUUGUUGGUGACUUUCCAUGGGGGCUUGGGAAAGCAGGUGGAUUGACAACAUUGAAUGCUUCAAGCAACAACUUCUCUGGUUUUCUUCCUGAGGAUCUUGGCAAUGCCACUCUGCUUGAGACUCUGGAUCUUAGAGGGAGCUUCUUCCAAGGCUCAAUUCCAAAGUCCUUCAAGAACUUGCAGAAGCUCAAGUUUCUUGGGCUUUCUGGGAAUAACCUCACUGGUCAAAUCCCAUCAGAGCUUGGCCAGCUUUCCUCCUUGGAAAGCAUAAUUCUUGGGUACAAUGAAUUUGAAGGUGGAAUUCCAAUGGAGUUUGGGAAUCUCACCAACCUCAAGUAUCUUGAUUUGGCAGUUGGCAAUCUUAGUGGUGAGAUUCCAGCUGACUUAGGCAGGCUUAAGCUACUGGAGACUGUGUUCUUGUACAAGAACAAUUUUGAAGGUAAAAUCCCACCAGAAAUGGUAACCAUUACCUCAUUGAAAUUGCUGGAUCUCUCUGAUAACAUGUUAUCAGGGGAACUUCCAGCUGAGAUAGAUGAGCUGAAGAAUUUGCAGCUUCUGAAUGUAAUGUGUAAUAAGUUGUCAGGCUCAGUCCCUUUGGGACUUGCAAGUUUGACUCAGUUAAGUGUUCUUGAGCUAUGGAACAAUUCAUUCUCAGGUCAUUUACCAAGUGAUCUUGGUAAAAAUUCCCCAUUGCAGUGGUUGGACAUCUCAUCCAACUCAUUCUCUGGUGAGAUUCCAUCAACAUUGUGCAAUAAGGGCAAUCUUACCAAGCUCAUCCUCUUCAACAAUGCCUUCACAGGUCCAAUUCCGGUGAGCUUAUCGACAUGCCUUUCACUUGUCCGUGUUCGAAUGCAGAACAAUCUUCUUUCUGGGACAAUCCCAAUUGGUCUUGGCAAGCUUGGGAAGCUUCAGAGGUUAGAAUUAGCAAAUAACAAUCUCACUGGUGUAAUCCCAGGUGACAUUUCUUCUUCUACCUCACUUUCGUUCAUUGAUAUCUCUAGAAAUCACCUCCAUUCUUCUCUUCCUUCUACCAUUCUUUCUGCUCCAAGUUUGCAAACCUUGAUGGCCUCAAAUAAUGACUUAGUAGGAGAGAUCCCAGACCAAUUCCAGGACUGUCCUUCACUUUCAGUGCUUGAUCUCUCAUCAAACCAUUUCUCAGGAACCAUUCCGGCAAGCAUUGCUUCAUGUGAGAAAUUGGUAAGCUUGAACCUUAGGAACAACCAAUUGACUGGAGAUAUCCCAAAAUCAAUCUCCAUGAUGCCCACAUUGUCCAUUCUUGAUCUAUCCAACAACUCUCUUACUGGUGGAAUACCAGAAAAUUUUGGAAUCUCUCCAGCCUUGGAAACUCUCAAUGUCUCAUACAACAAGCUGGAGGGUCCUGUCCCAGCAAAUGGUGUGCUUAGAACAAUAAACCCAAGUGAUCUUGUGGGCAAUGCUGGUCUCUGUGGCGGUGUACUCCCUCCGUGUAUGCGAAACCCAGUAUUUACAUCAAGGCACAGGAGCUUGCACACAAGGAACAUUGUUGCAGGAUGGGUUAUUGGGAUUUUAUCGGUUUUAGCAGCUGGAAUUGCACUUUUUGGUGCUCGAUCUCUGUACAAAAGGUGGUAUUCGAAUGGAAGUUGCUUCGAAGAUAGUUUUGAAGUUGGCAAGGGAGAGUGGCCAUGGAGAUUGAUGGCAUUCCAGAGGCUUGGUUUUACAACUGCUGACAUUCUGGCUUGUGUGAAAGAAUCAAAUGUGAUUGGAAUGGGAGCUACUGGGAUCGUCUAUAAGGCAGAGAUAUCAAGAUCAAACACAGUUGUGGCAGUUAAAAAGUUAUGGAGACCAGCAACAGAUGUUGAAACCGGAAGUAGUGAUGAUCUAGUUGGAGAAGUGAAUGUCUUGGGGAGGCUAAGGCAUCGAAACAUUGUUCGAUUGUUAGGAUUUCUGAACAAUGAUACCAAUUUGAUGAUUAUAUAUGAGUUUAUGCACAAUGGCAGCCUAGGAGAAACCCUGCAUGGCAAGCAAGCAGGGAGGUUACUUGUAGAUUGGGUUUCGAGGUACAACAUAGCAGUUGGCGUCGCGCAAGGUCUCGCUUAUCUUCACCAUGAUUGUCACCCACCAGUCAUCCAUAGAGAUAUCAAGUCCAACAACAUACUACUUGAUGCAAACCUUGAUGCAAGGAUUGCUGAUUUUGGGUUGGCACGGAUGAUGGUUCGAAAAAAUGAGACAGUUUCCAUGGUGGCUGGAUCGUACGGCUACAUAGCCCCUGAAUAUGGAUACACAUUGAAGGUUGAUGAAAAGAUUGAUAUCUACAGCUAUGGUGUGGUUCUAUUGGAGCUUCUCACUGGAAAGAGGCCAUUAGACCCUGAGUUUGGAGAAUCGGUAGACGUCGUGGAAUGGAUUCGGAGGAAGAUUAGGGUAAACAAGAGUUUAGAAGAAGCAUUGGACCCCAGUGUAGGAAAUUGCUUGCAUGUUCAAGAAGAGAUGCUCCUAGUCCUUAGAAUAGCAUUGCUUUGCACUGCCAAGCUUCCCAAGGACAGGCCCUCAAUGAGGGAUGUCAUAACCAUGCUUGGAGAGGCAAAGCCUCGGAGGAAAAGCAUUAGCAACAACAAUGAAGCUUAUGCAACUAAGAAAGACCAGCCUGUGUUUAGCACCUCACCUGUAAAUGGCCUUCUCUAGGGACAGUAAUUUUGAGUUUCCCUAUUUGGCUGUUAUUAUUUUGAUUUUUCAUGCUGUAUGUAAGAUUAAGAUUGCGUUUUGUUAACGUUUGUAAUCAAUAGUUCAUAUAUCUCAUUAUUAGAAUAACAUCUUAAGUACAAAAUAAGUCCAAGACCUCGAUUUUUUCCAA